Molecule: messenger RNA, 10274 nt
Organism: Varanus komodoensis (Komodo dragon)
Lineage: Eukaryota; Metazoa; Chordata; Lepidosauria; Squamata; Varanidae
Gene: MAPKBP1
Product: mitogen-activated protein kinase binding protein 1
Exons: 31
Coding region: 777-5783 (1668 amino acids)
Molecular function (GO): protein binding
Source: RefSeq, a predicted model, not a curated record
GGCAGCGGAGACCCCGCAGCCCUCCCUCUCUGGGAGGGGGCCGGGCUGGAAGAGGGGCUGGCCGCCUACUCCGCGCGGACGCUCCGGCUACUUUCAGCAGCCCCUUUGCUGUCAACUUGCAGGCUGUAGCGAAAUGGACCAACGCUGAACAGUAAAGCCGGCCCUUUUGCUGGGCUCUCCCUGCCGCCCUCCUGCCCCCGCCCCGCUUCGCUAGCCUUGCUUGAAAAAAAAUUCAAACCUGCAAGAGGAACUCCCGACCUCCCCCGUACUUUGAAUGCUCUCGCUGCCUCCUUCUCCCUCUCCUCCAUCGCCGCCACCGCCGCCCGCUUGCAAAGCAACGAUACCCCGGGAAGGAAGGAAGGAAGGAAGGAAGGAAGGCGGCGGCGGAAGAAAAGGGCGCCUUUGGCUCCUACGGGGGCUUUUUAAAAAGGGGUGGGGGAGGUAGCUGCAUGGACGUGCACUGCGGGGAGGGAGAGAGUCGUUUUAAUCCGCUGUCUUUUCCUCCACAAAGCGCCGCUGCCUCUUCACCAAGGUCCAUAUUGAUCUGUGUCUUCUGAACUGACAAAGGAAGAAUCUGGAAUAGUCAUAACACAAAAGCUUAAAACAACUGUGCCCUGAAGCGGGAGCCUUAUGAUGAAGUGAACAGGGAGGGUUUGGAAACUGGAGUCUCCUGAGAGAAAUGUGAAACGCAGCAAGGCCAGACCCUGAACUUCUCUGGCUUGGUGGUGGUGGAGAGGGUUUGAGAGGGGGGCGGCACUUCCCCCCCCAACAAGGCUAUGAUGUCUGUUGAAGGCUCUACAAUUACAAGUCGGAUAAAGAACCUGCUUCGAUCUCCCUCUAUCAAACUGCGAAGGAGCAAAGCAGGGAACAAGCGAGAAGACAUCAGUACUAAGGUGACCUUGGAGAAGGUGUUGGGAAUCACAGUUUCUGGAGGCAGAGGACUGGCCUGUGACCCUAAGAGUGGUCUUGUUGCGUAUCCAGCUGGGUGUGUCGUUGUGCUGUUCAACCCAAGGAAGAAUAAGCAACAUCAUAUUUUGAAUAGCUCUAGGAAAACCAUUACAGCCCUUGCUUUCUCUCCUGAUGGAAAAUAUCUGGUUACUGGAGAGAGCGGGCACAUGCCUGCUGUCCGCAUAUGGGAUGUUGCUGAGAGGACCCAAGUGGCUGAACUUCAAGAACACAAGUAUGGGGUUGCUUGUGUGGCGUUCUCUCCGAGCUCCAAGUACAUUGUCUCAGUGGGUUACCAGCAUGACAUGAUAGUCAACGUUUGGUCCUGGAAGAAAAACAUAGUUGUGGCAGCCAAUAAGGUCUCAAGCAAAGUGACAGCCGUUUCAUUCUCUGAGGACUGCAGCUACUUUGUCACUGCUGGAAACCGGCACAUCAAAUUUUGGUAUCUGGAUGACAGCAAAACCUCUAAGGUGAAUGCUACUGUCCCCUUGCUGGGGCGUUCCGGUUUGCUUGGGGAGCUGAGGAACAACUUCUUCACAGAUGUGGCGUGCGGCAGGGGUAAAAAAGCAGACAGCACUUUCUGUAUCACUUCAUCAGGUCUCCUGUGUGAAUUCAAUGAAAAGAGGCUGCUGGACAAGUGGGUGGAGCUGAGAACUACAGUGGCGAACUGCAUCUCGGUGAGCCAUGAUUACAUCUUCUGUGGCUGUGCUGAUGGUACCGUGCGGAUUUUUAAUCCUUUAAACCUCCACUUUGUGACGACACUUCCGAAACCACACUUCCUGGGAACAGACAUUGCCAGUGUCACUGAAGCCAGUCGGCUCUUCUCCAGUGUGACUGAUGCCAAGUAUCCAGACACAAUUGCCUUGACCUUUGACCCCAACAACCAGUGGCUGUCGUGUGUUUAUAAUGACCACAGCUUGUACGUGUGGGAUGUCAAAGACCCCAAGAAAGUGGGCAAGGUUUAUUCUGCCUUGUACCAUUCUUCAUGUGUCUGGAAUGUUGAGGUGUACCCUGAGGUGAAGGAUAGCAACCAGUCUUGCUUGCCCCCAAACUCUUUCAUCACCUGCUCCUCUGAUAACACCAUCCGUCUCUGGAACACCGAGAGCUCCAACAUCCAUGGUUCUGCUCUGCAUCGGAAUAUACUAAGCAAUGACUUGAUGAAGAUUAUCUACGUAGAUGAAAACACUCAGGCCCUCCUGGACACAGAAUACAACUCGGGUGGAGGUGUGGACAAGGCUGAUGCCCAGGCCCUAGAUACAAAAGUAGGGAUUCGCACAGUGUGUGUGAGUCCUACCGGGGAGCACCUGGCGUCAGGUGAUAGGAUAGGCACUCUCAGGAUUUAUGAAUUAAAACCCCUGAGAGAGAUGCUGAAGGUAGAAGCCCAUGAUUCUGAAAUCCUUUGUCUUGAGUACUCCAGACCUGAGACAGGAUUGAAGCUGCUAGCCUCAGCCAGUCGGGACAGACUGAUCCAUGUUUUGGAUGCAGGGAAAAAUUACAGCUUGCAACAGACCCUAGAUGAGCAUUCAUCUUCCAUCACAGCAGUGAAAUUUGCAGCCAAUGAUGGAAAGGUACGAAUGAUCAGCUGUGGAGCAGAUAAGAGUAUCUAUUUCCGCACUGCACAGAAGACAGGUGAUGGGGUUCAGUUUACUCGUACACACCACGUUGUUAGGAAGACCACUCUUUACGACAUGGAUGUGGACCCGAACUGGAAGUAUGCUGCUAUUGGAUGCCAAGACCGUAACAUCAGGAUUUUCAACAUUAGCAGUGGGAAGCAAAAGAAGCUGUACAAGGGAUCCCAAAGUGAAGAUGGUACUCUAAUUAAAGUGCAGACUGACCCCUCCGGUUUGUAUAUUGCCACUAGCUGCUCUGACAAGAACCUUUCUAUCUUUGACUUUUAUUCAGGCGAAUGUGUAGCCACAAUGUACGGACACGCAGAGAUUGUAACUGGGAUGAUGUUCAGCAAUGACUGUAAACACUUGAUCUCAGUCUCUGGAGACAGCUGUAUUUUCAUCUGGCGACUGAGUUCUGAGAUGACUAUCAACAUGCGGCAACGCCUGGCUGACAUGAAACAAAGAGGAAAGCAAGUAGAGAAAUUACAAUCAGGCAAAACGGCUGGGCUGACCAGGCACGAAUCGGUCUCUGUCCUCUCAUCUGCACCAGCACUCUCAUCAGACAGUGACAAAGAUGGUGAAGACGAAGGGAAUGAUGAGGAUGAGUUACAUGGGAUGCAGUCUUUCCAAAUGCAGACCAAUUGCAGCACUGAACGGGAUUCAGAUUCAGACCUUUCUCUUUCAAGAAGCUUGUCCCACUGGGAAAUGAGAAGGGCUAAAGAAAUAGCAAUGAUCCAGUGUUCAGAGAACAGCGUGAGCAAGGCCCCUCGGCAGCGGGGUCGUUGGUCCCAGCCAACGAGCAGCAUAGAGAUGACUGUGAAAUCCAUGCUUGAUUUACGCCAGCUGGAGUCUUUCUCUGUCUCCCGGUCUGCCAGCCGAGAUUCACUUUCACAGGCCAGCAAUGGGGAGGACCCGGGAGAACAUCCCAGUCUCCCUCUACAUGUCAGCAAUGUUGGAGACCCUGCAACUCUUCAGGAAAACCAGCCAUGUGUUCGACCCCAAGUUAUUCGACUUCUGUCCUGUGAAGGUGGAAUUUUCCCUCAGGAACUGGAGCCUUCAGGGAGUGAGGAAUGUGUGAUCUACCCAGAACAAGAUGAAAUUCACCCCACAGACAUUAGCAGUGAAUUCCAGGUAAAAGCACUUCCCCAUGGGAAGCUAGGUAGAAGUUACUCCAACAAUGGAUGUCCAGAUAAGCACAGCCCUGAUAGUGCCUGCUCUGUGGAUUAUAGUAGCAGUCGAUUAUCAAGUCCAAAUGAAGAUUCUGAGAGUACAGAACCUUUCAGUGUGGAUGGCAUCUCUGACCUGGAUGAACAGGUGGGAGAAGAGGAUGAGGAAGAUGUCAACACUGGACUGUUGGAAGGGGAUGGCCCCAGGACUCCAGAUCAAGAGAAGUUCCUCAAGCAGCAUUUUGGGACACUGGCCAGUAAUGGUAAAAAGGGUGGAUCAUGUAGGACUCUGGAGAGAAUGGAAAACAGUAUUUCCUCUCGCUUUCUGUCCCAGUCUCCUGCUCUCAGGCAACUGUCGCUUUCGGCAUCAAAUCUAGUGCUGGAUUACAAACCCGCUGAGGGUCCUGCCUUGUCGAAGCAAGUUUCUGCUGAUCUAUUGAAAAAUGGGAUCGACUGCCAGAAUGCAGCCAAGGAGAAUGGCAUCUGCCAAAAUUCCUUCCGGUCACUUUACAUGCAGAAAAAGAGAAAACCUGCUUUAGAGAUCAACAGGGGCCUUGGAAAACUGGCUGGGUCUUUCCCAGAUAGCGAUGGGGCUAUGGUAAUAAGGAAAUCCCAGUCAGUUCAUGACCUUGUUCAUAAUGAUAAGGUUCCAGGGGUACCUUCUGCCAGGCAACGUCCUCAGACCCUAAUGGUAGGUGAGAAGGAUCCGAGGUCCAAUAACUGUCGGGAGUUGUCUGCAACUCUGAAGAUGGAUGGCUCCAACUCUAUGCAAGCCAAAGACAGUAAAGCAGCAAAGCCAAAGUCCUACAUGAGCCCUACCACUAGCUUCAUGGCCAAGAUAUCCCGUAGCAUAUCUGUGGGGGAGAAUCUGUGCUUUGGCGACUCUGCAGAAAACCUGGUCCAGACGAAGGGAAGCCCACAAAUACCAGAGAAGACACAGUUAAAUCUUUCAGUGGACACUGAGAAGAAUAAGUCACCUGUGAAAGAAAAUGGUCCAGUGAAACCUGCUCUUCAGCAGGCCACAGGCGCUUCAUCACCCAAGUCUUUUCACAGCAAGUUGGUGUCUAACCGGGCCCAUCUCAUCCUUGAUAUCCCCAAACCUCUACCUGACAGACCAACGUUAGCUUCUUUCUCUCCAACAGCCAAAUCAAAAGUGCUGCUAGAGCCCGUGUCUCCUCAGUCAGCUGCUGGCAUUGGUAAAAAGAAAUCCUCCUUUCCUGAAGGAUGGGCCCCCAAGUUGGAAACCCACGCAGCUGUGCCCCUGGGCUUUGGUAAAGGUAGCCCAGUGAGUCCCUCUAAAGAGAAUCAGACAUUACUGAGGACCAAAGUCCAGCUUGAGCCAGAGGUUUCCAAUCCCAAAUGGAAAGAUUUUGCGGACAGUCUGCAUCCAGAGGCUCCAGAAAAAAGACUGCUGGGUUGCACAGAGGACGUUGCCAGCACUGAUUAUGUGCAAGUUAAUCAGCAUGAGCUUUGCUCUUUUGAAUCAAGUGGGCCGAGGUCUCCCCCAUCUGUGGCAGCCCUAGCAGAGCACUCAGGUGUGCAUGGAUACCCUUCUCUAAUCUACUUCCCCCUUCUGUCUCCUGUCUUUGUGAAUCGCUUCACACUUCCAUCACAUUUCUUUACGUCCAGCUUCUGGCCUGUCUCGUCCUGUCUGCACCUGUCUCGUUCCAUAAGCCAUCCUUUCAAUGGAGGUUCAUCCAUCAGUGUUGAGCAAUGCAAGCAUGUUGUGUCGGAGCUUCAGGAUAGCAUGCGCAAAGCCAUCCGUCUGUACCGUAUGGUGUCUGCUAACACAGAGUCUUCAGCUGAUAAAAAUGAGAUUGCUGGCCUCUUGACUGAUACUUUCUCUGUGAUGAAAAAAGAACUUGAUUCCUUGAAGAAUGGGAAUGAAUUUCAAAGGAAAAAAGAAGCAUUGGUGAAGCCACAAGAUCCAGUUGUAAUGCCAAGUGGUUCUGUUUUAUCCAGUCCUCAGCAUUUUGGAAAUGAACAAACUCUUGCUUUGCUAGAACAAUACUCAGAGCUUUUGUUACAAGCUGUUGAGCGACGUAUGGAUAAAAAACUCUGAAGAGUGGCUCCAACUGGACAUAAAGUUUUAAUGGAACCAUGUAGGAAAAUUAACGGGACAAGUUCAUGGUGAAAAUCUUGAAUGAAUGCUACCAUUGUUUUUAUCCAAUGAGAAAAGACUUUUUCUUUAAUAAGAAACAAACAGUUAUCUUCUCUGUGUAGUUUUCAGAAAUGUGCUGGCCACAGUAACUAAUGUUUCUGUGCCCAACUUCUCUCUUUUGAGUGCUGUUAAGAGAAACUUCUUGGAACUGUUUGACACAGCCAAAGCGUUUGGCUUAAAAACACAAAGACACACAGGAUUAAACAAUACACACAACUGUGACCCAACCUGAAACUGCUGAUUUGACAGAGAGAGAUCAAGAUGGCACCUGUCACUCCCUCUGAAGCAUUGUCUCAAUCUGUGUACAGACUUUUAAAACUUUUAUUUAUUAAAUUAUUUUUGUGACUAUUCACACAUGUGUUUCUAGCAGUGGCUGUUUCUACAUCUUUCCCACACUCUGUAGUGAGAACAAGUUUUGUUACAGUAAACGUACUAGUAGUUUAGGAGGCAGGAUUAUUGAACUGCUUCCUGCUGCAGCCUGCCUUGCUGAAUUUUACUCCUUAAUACCAGGAUUUAUUACACCUACAUUUUUGUUUUUUGCAUGUAUAUGCUUGUUCUUUCAGCUUUAUUUUAAAGGAAAACCUAUGCUUUACCAAAUCUGUAUUUGCUUCCAGAGGAUACUGUACCUUUUGGACCAAGCUCUGGAGAUCUGUUACAAGGCUGCUGACAGUGGAUUUGCUAUUUUACAAGAACUGUUUGGCAUUUUCUCAGGUUUUAUAUUUAAAAAACUGAGUUUUUACAGGCAUCAAGGGAAGAAUUGUCACAGCUGUUAGGAAGUUGUUCAACUGCAGUUGUAUCCUAGCCUCCUGAUGUUACAGUGGCUUUUUCUUUUGGGGGAUACAGGACUUGAAGAGAAGGGUGGAUGUGAAAAUAACACAGGAUGGCUAUGGUGUUUAUUGAUUAGUACAUUGUUUUCUUUUAUUUCAUUUGAGUAUGAAUUUAAUCACUGAAGAUCCUAGCUGCAGUUCUUCAAUACUGUUCAAGCUAAGCAUGAGAGGUACUUAACAUCCCAAGUAUUGUGUGUGAGGGUGGGGGGUGGGGGUGGGAGGGCCCUUACUCAUGGACAAAAAUACGAAAUUACCAAACUAAGUGUGAGUAGCCAGCAAAUACAGAUUGUUGUGAUACAACUAUCUCCAUUUCCUUUUUCAUGCUAUGUCAGUUGGGAGGAUGUUUAAAAAUGUCAGUUGACUAGGAAGCUGCAUGGAAUUUUAUUAUGUUCAGCAACCACAAUUUGCCAAACUUCUUCAAUGACAUAUAAAUUAGACCAUUGCUUUUGUUCAAAUAAAGUAGGAAUGAACUGAUUAUUGUCCAUUAAUCAAAGAAAGGAAAUGAAUUGAGCUAGAAGGGACAUUCACGCUUUCAUUCAUUUACUGUGCCAUCUGCUUAAAUCUCUCCUAGUGUUUUUGUUUUGGUUUGUUUCAGAGGCACUACAAUGCCCAGUAUACAGAAGGAUCCAUCUGUCUGUGUUCUCUAAGUGCUGGCUGAUACUGAUGAAAGCAUGUUAAAACUAACUAAUCUACAGAAUUUUUAGUGUUGCUUUCUCUGGUAAGAGGGCAGUUGUUUCUUCUAUGUUUGGUUAGAUCAUCCUACUAAGCAGCUUUGCUGAUCUAAGCCCCUCUGGAUGGCUUGCCUCCUUGCACUUUUGAAAUUAUCCUGUGGGCUUUGAUUCAUUACUCCACAGCUGGCACCCUGUGGUGUACCUUCUUGUCUGGGACUGGUUGGUUUAUUUUGUGUUGUUUCAGGGCUGAGUAGCCUGCAGAGCAGCCCUCUUUUUGGUUGACCGGCUGGCCAACCCAGGUAGCCAGGCAUCCUUAACUAAGCUCCAAGGCUGGGAACUUGGAAUGUUUCUAGUGCUUUUUAGUAUGCCCCUCUGCAAAACUCUUGGCUGUCUUAAUCAGGUAUUUUCUCUGAAUAAACUUUAUUAUUAGAAUACACUUACCAGAACUGAGGUUCAACUAGCCCUUUACACCUAAGAGUGAACCUAAAAUGUGCCACUUUUCCUGCUAAGGAUGGAUAGCAUAAAUAUAUUCCAUGGAGAUCUGUUAACUAGGGAGGGGCCUUUCUGCAUAUAUGUCAGACAAGAUCUUAACAGGCAAAGUACCUUUCUUCCCCGGUUCACAUUUAGACUGUGAAAAGUGUUCAGUGCUCAGGAAACACUUCCUUGUUCUGGAACACACACAUACACUCAGGUAAAAGCCAUACUUCCAACACAAAUAUCUUGUAGCAGGAGAAAAGGAGAAAUGGAGGUUCUUGGUGUUGAUCUAAUCUCUGAAAAUGUCAGAGGUAUCCAUUUGAGAGCACAAUCAACAUGCUGAUUUGCUUUACCUCAGUGCUACUGAUACUGUGGCAAUUAUUCAUUGGGGGCUGGGUUGAGUGAAAGGUAGUAUCAAACAAAUUCUAUGGAUAAUUCUCAUCCAUUUACUUUUAAAAUGGACACACUAUUUUCAUGGAUUGAGCUGGGAAAAUAAUAAAAAUGGGGCUGAGAAUGGACUAGCAUGGUAGUUUUGUGUGGUCUUGAGUAAGUAGAUAAGCAAAGAGGUAUGGGUAGGCCUGUAGCUUCUAGCAUACCACUGAAGAGCAUAGCCAAAGAGUCUAGUGAAGUAGUACUAGGACAAGGAAUCUGUUAUGUUCAAAGGGCAAAUGCAGAUUGAAAUUGUCUCAAAUAGGAAAGAUUCAGCAUGUAGUUAAGUGGAACUGUGAAUUGAACCUGUAGAGUAGAAAAUAGGGAGACAUGUUUGCAGGGUUUUAAAAGUCUUUUAAUGUGCCCUUGAUUUUCCCACUUACAUCCAUGAUUUUAGAUGACUUUGGGGUAAAUAUUUUUAGCCAGUCAGUUGGCUGCCAUGGAAUUCUUAGCUGCCCUCUUUUCUAACCCAAUAAUUUAAGUCUGAGAAAAAGCAGGAGGAAAGUAUUCAGUGUUUCUUUGGAAAAUACUUAAAGACAUCAAAUAUUUCUAGUUUUUCAUUGGUGCCACCAUGGCAAAUGGCUCAUAUAUUGAAUUUGAAGUAUCUUAAGACGUUUCUGUUACAGAUUAUAAGAUAAUCAACCUGCACUUUUUGUUUUGAACUGCAUGCAUCUUUUUUUUACUUUAUUAUAGAUGUCUACUGGCCCUCAACAGAUACCUCAGGAUUAGAAAAAUAGAAACGCAUGUAGAUGUAGAAACAUCUGCAUCUGUCCCACUUCUGAUUUUGUGCUUGCAUGCAAUUUUAAUAUAUUAAGUUAAAUGGGGAAAGUUUCUACAAGAACAUAGAUUACUGAAGUCAUACUUGCAUAUUAUUGCUAUGCUUUCGGAAAUAAUUCUGAGCAACAUGAUUUAAAUGUUGUUCCUAAAUUAUACUGGUAAUCUUUUCAAAGAGAGCCUUUUGUAAAGAGAGCAAAUACUGUGCACAUGAAUGGGACAAAAUGAUCUGUUUCUACAAUAACAAGAGAUACCUUUUGAAAACAAAAUUGUGCAUGCAGCAGCUAUUGAUAUGUGCAAUUGGUGCUACUCAGUAUAGUCAUUUUGUUAUUUACCUGCUGCCCAACCCUUCUAGUUUAAUCCUUUCCUUUCCUAUUGAAUUCCCCCUCCCACAUUGUUGGGCUUAUUAGGUUCUCCUUUCACCCCAGUGAUCCACAAUAACUACAUUUCCUCCUUUAAAAAAAGUCUACUGUUAGGAACAGUGUAUGUGACUAAGAGCAUUACAAUGCCAUCAUGUAUAAACACAGCCAUUCAGCCACUGGACCCAUCAUAUCAACUUUUUUACAUCAUUAGAAAACUCAGUUGGAAAGGAGAAUAGCGCCUUGUUAGGCCUUCAGGUACUGUUGACUAAGGGUGCAAUCCUAUGCAUGAUCAGGCAGGAAAAAAGCCUACAACUCUCAGCACACCUCAGUGGUGGCUGGGCGGGACACACUGGGAAAUGUAGGCCUUUUUUUGGUCUAAACAUGCGUAGCACCGUGUUUUGAAUUGCUCUUUCUAUACACAAAAACUAGACUAUCCAGUCCUGUACUGUUUGUAUAUAAUAUACUGGAGCUGGACUGCGUAUAUGCUGGGCUAUUCUGCUGUACAUGACAAGACAGCGAUGCAUGGGUCAGCAACUUUAGGAAUAAGCCAUGUCUACUCAGCAUGUCUCUUAAGCCCAAGCACCAGAAAGACAUCCCUUUUCAACACUCCUUCCUAUUCUCCACUUGUUUAAAACCUGAAACUUUUUAAAUUUAUAAAUGAGCAUUUUCUACCUUGGCUUUAAAAAGGAAAAAAACAUUUUAAUAUGUCAUUUUUGAUUAUCUGAAACAACUGUUUUAUGUUUGUGGGGGUUUUGCACUGUAAGCCACCUUUUGGGGCUAUUUUUAAUUCUGUAUUCAUUUGUACUCUGCGUCUUAAAUAGUUUCAAUAAAAAAGUGUGAUCCUUUGUUACAAAA